Molecule: messenger RNA, 775 nt
Organism: Cannabis sativa
Lineage: Eukaryota; Viridiplantae; Streptophyta; Magnoliopsida; Rosales; Cannabaceae
Product: protein PTST homolog 3, chloroplastic-like
Exons: 4
Coding region: 194-775 (193 amino acids)
Source: RefSeq, a predicted model, not a curated record
UCGAUCGCCGUCCGGUAUGAGCAAUAGCAACAAACAAAAGUUGGGUUUUGUAAAGUGAAAGCUCGUGUGUGUGUGAUAUUUCUCUGAGCCUCUUCUUCUCCCUCUCCUUCCCUCCCAACCCAACCCUUAUCAAUUAAUAAACAAUAGAAAACGACAACACUUGAUUGAGUAUUGAAUUCUGCAUCAGUUAUCCAUGGCAGCCACCCUUUACCAUUUCCCAACCUUUAACUCUCUUCACCCGUAUAAACUCUUCUUCUUGAACCCAAGUAAACGGCAAGAACUCAAGCUAGCCCGGUACACCCAGCAAAACCCACCUCACAAACGCUGCAGAUUUCGAGUAUCUUCUGUUAAGAAAUCCAGAAAAAUGAAAGACAAUGUGGAGCUCUGCAAAGAAAUACGAGAGUUUAUGGCUGUGGUUGGACUACCGGAGAGUCAUGUACCCACCAUGAAAGAUUUUUCCCAGCGUGGAAGGAGUGAUCUUGCAUACAUUGUUAGGCGAAGAGGGUAUAAACUGAUUGGAGAGCUUCUUGCAAGUUCAAAUAAAACAGAUUCUGAAGGGUUUAUUUUGGAGAAAAGGGGAAAUGAAAAUAAAGAUGCAGAUGUAGUAGAUGGUGAUGGUGAAGUUAAGGAUGAGGAGGACAGCGUUGUGGUUGGAGAUUUUCCAUCAUCAAUUGAAGCUUCUGUGGAGGGAAACUGUUCUAGCAAUUUGGUUAUGGAUAUAAAUGCCAAUUCAGAUGACUAUUAUCAUGUGCCUGUAGAAGGCAUCAAUUUAUGA